This is a messenger RNA of Babesia ovata, 483 nucleotides long. Its product is annotated as major facilitator superfamily member protein. The transcript has a single exon. Lineage: Eukaryota; Apicomplexa; Aconoidasida; Piroplasmida; Babesiidae. Gene Ontology annotation, molecular function: transmembrane transporter activity. The record is from RefSeq and is a predicted model, not a curated record. The coding region runs from base 1 to 483 and encodes 160 amino acids.
AUGGUGGGCACUGAUUCAACAACGACUAAAAACAAAGUUGAGUAUGAUGCGUUGGCACAGGCGCUUUACUACCUUGUGUCUUUUAUCGAAGGAUACGACCAUCAGAUGUUGUCCAUGUGUAUGAGGGCUUUCGAGUUGACUUUAGGCUUUUCUCAGUCUCAGUUGUCUACGUUGGCAACCGUGUCUGCUAUGUCCCGUGUGGGUUGCUGUCUAAUUUGGGGAUUGCUUGCAGACAACUACGAAUCGAGGCACGUACUUGGCGCUGGUCUGUUGGUUAUGGGCAUGGCUUCGAUUGUUCUAAGUUCUGCGUCGCGGUAUAGAUCAGUAGGUUGCCAUUCUUGCACCGAUAAUGCAGUUGCAGAUUCUGUUCUUGCGUUUUUUGCACGGCUUUGGAUUCGCCUGCGUCUACCCCGUACAACAGAAGAUCGUUUCCGAUACAACGAGCUCAAUGAACGACAAGAAAAAAGAGGAAUCAGCGGCUAG